This is a messenger RNA of Cajanus cajan (pigeon pea), 1253 nucleotides long. RefSeq names its product chaperone protein dnaJ C76, chloroplastic. The record is from RefSeq and is a predicted model, not a curated record. NCBI's taxonomy places the organism in Eukaryota, Viridiplantae, Streptophyta, Magnoliopsida, Fabales, Fabaceae.
UUCUACAAUUUUCCAUUCAAAAGAUUAUCAACAAUUUUGUUUAUUUAUUUUUUUAUGUCAUUUAAUCUCUCGAUUCAACAGUUCAAUUCAACGUUGACAAGAUUCUUUUCACUGGAAUUGGUCAUUUGAAUGGCCCAGUUACUGUCUCCAGUGUACACAGAACCUCUCAAACUUCACAAUCCAUCAACGAAUUUAUGCUCAUGGAGGAUGAUGAUGCCAAAGACUGCAACUUCUUCGAACUUUGUAACACACAUUAAUGGCAAACGAAGAGGGUGUGGAAGGGUGAGAGUUGCUGCUGAAGAAUCAUUUUCAACGAGUGAAACUGUUGCAGAUGACUACUAUGCAGUUUUGGGUCUGCUUCCAGAUGCUACUCCAGCACAGAUCAAGAAGGCCUACUACAAUUGCAUGAAAGCUUGCCACCCGGACUUGAGUGGCAAUGAUCCUGAGACAACCAAUUUCUGCACCUUCAUCAAUGAAGUCUAUGGGGUGCUCAGUGAUCCCAUUCAGCGCAUGAUUUAUGAUGAAAUUCAUGGGUAUUCUUUAACUUCAAUCAACCCUUUUCUGGAUGAUUCUAGCCCAAAGGAUCAUGUUUUUGUUGAUGAAUUCAGCUGCAUAGGCUGCAAAAAUUGUGCCAAUGUAGCCUGUGAUGUGUUUGGAAUAGAGGAAGAAUUUGGAAGAGCCAGAGUGUACAGCCAAUGCGGGAACCCUGAAUUAGUUCAACAGGCUAUUGAUAGUUGCCCUGUUGACUGCAUUCAUUGGACAUCAGCUGCACAACUAUCAUUGCUUGAAGACGAAAUGCGUCGUGUAGAAAGAGUCAAUGUUGCCAUAAUGCUUUCCGGAAUGGGAGCAGCAUCAACUGAUGUUUUCAGAAUGGCAAGUUCCCGAUGGGAAAAGAGACAGGCAAAAGUCUUGGAACAAGCAAAAUUGAGAAUGAUGAAGGAGAAAGGUUCUGAUAAUGCAGAUAUGUUCUGGAACAAUCUUUGGGGCAAACAAAGAGACUUCCAAAGUUCAGAGGAGGAAGUCAAAGAAAGAGCAAAAAGGGCUGCUGCUGCUGCUAGAAGAUGGAGGGAAUACUCAAGAAGGGGUGUUGAUAAGCCUCCCACAUUUAAACUUCCAGAGGCAGCCUCCAACAAGGACAAAUGACCAAUAUUUUCCCAUAGUCCUUCCUUCCUAUACUAUAAGUCUAUAACAACCAAUCUCAUGUAAUUAGUUCAUCCAUAGCCUCUCAAUGAAUCUCACUAGUUUAUUUCACA